Messenger RNA from Lentinula edodes (shiitake mushroom), 1180 nucleotides. Its product is annotated as cyclophilin-like domain-containing protein. Bases 71 to 823 code for a protein of 250 amino acids. The record is from RefSeq and is a predicted model, not a curated record. Gene Ontology annotation, molecular function: peptidyl-prolyl cis-trans isomerase activity. The transcript has 5 exons. Gene Ontology annotation, biological process: protein peptidyl-prolyl isomerization. Lineage: Eukaryota; Fungi; Basidiomycota; Agaricomycetes; Agaricales; Omphalotaceae.
AUCUCGCCACGUGUCCUCGUGACCGUUCUCCAUCCCCACUAUCAUUUUGAGUAUACUUUGCAUCCUUCGAAUGUCAGCGUAUCUGGAAAUCUUUGCUGGAGACACAAUAAAACACGAGAAAGAAACGAAUGCAUACGACUUUACACGCUCACUGAUAUCCAAACAUGGACCCAUCUUCGAUCUUCCAGCACUUCCUGAGCUGUUAUCAGAUGAGCAGCGGGAGAUUCUACAAGACCUCAAUAAAUCUUCGAAUCAAGACCUCCGUUUUGACCCACCCGUACCCCUACUUCUAGGUCGUAUAACUUUCGACCUAGAUCCUUCUCCCGGACUCAAUAAGACUCGUCAGAACUUCAUCUCUUUAUGUACCGGAGACAGAGGGCUCUGUAAAAGCGCGCCUAACAAGAAACUCCAUUACCUCGGAUGUCCGAUACAUCGAGUCGUCAAAGGGUUUGUCGCUCAAGGAGGCGACGUCACACGCAGCGACGGUAGCGGAGGAGAGACAUGGACUUGCCUUGGUCUUGAACACAAAACCUUAGUUGAGAAGGCCGGAUUACAAGUGCUUCCGCAGAGAGGAAGUCUCGCAAUGGCUAACUCUGGCGGGAAAAGCCCAAAUAAUACAUCGCAAUUCUUUGUUGUAUUAUCCUCCGAUGAUAAAAUACAUUCUAAAUUGAAAGGCAAAUAUGUUGUUUUCGGGCGAAUCAGAAAAGAUGACGAAGAAGGUGAUAAAGUAUUGGAAAAAUUAAACGAGUUGGGUGCUAGUGGGGAUAGCAAAGACGAAAAACCUCUGGUUCCUGUUUGGAUCGGUGGUUGUGGUGUUUUGUGAAUAAAUAAAAAAGGUCUGCGUCUGAGCUUUCCUGUUCCCAAACGCUGGUUUAUACCUGCCUACUUUAUCGGUAAAUCGCGGUCCCCAUCUUCUUCCACUUCAUAUGCUGGCGUAGUGACUUCAUGUGCCCUUUACUACCCAGAUUCCGUCUUGACGCCUUAAGAUUACGGGGAGAAUAUUCAAAGAUCCUCGGAUGUAAUCUGAUGAGACGCUCAUGUUUCCUCGUUGACUGGAUAGCUGUCAUAUCAUCACUUCAUCGACUGGAGAAUUUUACCAAGUAACGUUAAGGGUACGGCUUCCGCAAAGUAACUGACUUUCAACUCAAAUUCGAGUAUGUUCAACGACAUAUAUGAUGCC